AUCGCCAAGGCAGCUUUUGAACAGGCCAAGAAAGACUUUGAGCGCCGCAAUAGUCUAACAGACCAAGAUAGAGCUCUUCUCCAGGGUGUAUCGUCUCUCGAAGAUGUUCAAAAAGCCGUCAACGAAGCAAUGGCCAAGUACGAGGCCAAAGCCGAAUCAUCGAACACAAAGAAAUGGCUCCAGCGGUUCUCUGAGACCGUCUGCCAUUAUAGUCAAGUCCUCGAUGUCUUUGUGCAGCAUCAUCCCGAGUACGUUGCCUUGGCCUGGGGGGCCAUGAAACUAGUGUUCAUAAGUGCCGUGAACCAUUCGGAAACCCUAGAGCUCCUAUCAACAUCCCUUCUUGAAGUCGCGCAGCGUCUUCCACGCGCCAAGGUUCUCUCAAUGCUAUAUCCGACUAAGGAAAUCUGCGUCGCCGUUGAGAGGCUCUAUGCCGCGAUUCUAGAGUUCCUUCUGAUGACUCACUCGUGGUUAAAUGAGUCCAAGUUCCGCCACAUAUACCACAGCUUCACACGACCACAUGAGCUUAGGUAUAAGAAACUACUUGAGAGAAUGGCAGAUUGCACCAAUGAGAUCAACGAGUGGGCGGAUGUAGGGGUUCGCACUGAAGUCCGGCAAGGAUCGAAGGUAAGCAUCGAUAAAUUCGUCAAAUUUCAUGCUAACCAAGAUGAAGCCCUCCAUUCCAUUACAACCAGUGGUCAGCUGGAUACCAACCAGAAACUGUCGGAGCUGCAACUGUCCCAAGCACUCAACAGCUUGUCUCAGCAAUUUGAGGACCCUGAUCAGUGCUUCAAGCAGAAUCUGUUUUUCCGAAAUCGGAGAGCUUCCGGCCGGGGCUAUGCCAUCUCAACCAACGAAUUCUGGCUGUCACCGAAGCUUGCAAGGUGGUCUUCGGGCAACGACUCAUCCCUGGCAAUCAUUAAGGGUACCUUCACACUACGAUCGGCCAUUCAAGAUUUCGGCGUCAAUAUAAUAGAGUCUCUCUCAAUAUGUACUGUCCCAACGCUCUGGGCAUUGACCAGCUCUCGGAGGUCACGGUCAAGCCCGACACUGACAACGACGGACUUGGUCAAGUAUCUUACUUACCAGGCACUGAAGGUUCCCGGGGUUGUUCAGACUGAGAAGCAGAUGUCAUGGCGCUUUUCACAGCUUCAAACCGCAAGGAUGCUGAGAGAAUGGCUUACUCUGUUCAAGCACAUCAUCGGCGGCUUGGGAGGACAGGUGUACAUGGUUGUUGACCUAGCCAUCGUAGGCUCACUCCUUGAGUCUGCAGAAGGCCUCAAUUUCAUUCAAGAGUUAAGCCAGGCUCUAGGCGACGUGUCUGAACGGGAGAAGGAAACCAAGGUUAAGACGGUGCUCCUAGCCUACGAAGCGGAGUGGCUUAGACUCAUACCGAGGGAGCUUUCAGAUAGAGUUAUCCCAGUGAGGCCAAUGAAAACAGGAAGGCAACGAGGAAAGGAGAUGAAAAGCUCGAUCAAUAGGCAAUUAAUUUCUUCUCGUGGCACAAGACGGACUCUGCGAGUUUAG
Messenger RNA from Fusarium vanettenii 77-13-4, 1524 nucleotides. RefSeq lists its product as uncharacterized. The transcript is spliced from 3 exons. The annotation marks the transcript as partial. Lineage: Eukaryota; Fungi; Ascomycota; Sordariomycetes; Hypocreales; Nectriaceae. The record is from RefSeq and is a predicted model, not a curated record.